Molecule: messenger RNA, 1533 nt
Organism: Protomyces lactucae-debilis
Lineage: Eukaryota; Fungi; Ascomycota; Taphrinomycetes; Taphrinales; Protomycetaceae
Exons: 1
Coding region: 1-1533 (510 amino acids)
Source: RefSeq, a predicted model, not a curated record
AUGCGGAUCUCAAACAUCGCCCAUGCAGCAAGUACCCUUGCCAUCGCAUCAGCACUCGCAUUGCCAAAUCAAGAAGCAGACAUCAAACUCUUACCAGCAACAGAGGCGAACCCUGGCGGUCUUGCCAAAAUCAUGGCUUUCCUCUUCGCCAAUGACAAGGGCACCUUCAACAACAACAUGCCAGAGACUGUCGGUCAAGCCACCAAACCCACAUCCACAUCGUCUUCAGGACCUGCUCCACAGCCUGGCGCUAUAGCGCAAGUCAUGCCAGUCAAUAUGACCAUGAUGGGUUCUGGUACAGGGAUGACAGGGUCGAGUGUUUCCACAUCCAGCAAUACGGUUACAACGCCAAAAACGCCAAACUCAGCUUCAGGCCCACCCACACCUGCAGCACCCAUGCCUGCAGCGGGUCCUGUCGUGCCUCCCACUGGUGCAACCAUCAAUACCAAUGCUACCACAAAGCCAGUGACGGCAAGUCCUGUGACAAGCAAUACGACUCGUGAGACGAGCGAAAUGCUUGGCACCAUGCCACCCAUCACCAACACCACCACCACCGGUAGUACUUUGACAAAACGUGCUUUUCCCAAUGGUCCUAAUGGUCCCAAUGGAGGUCCAGCAAAAGGUUUCACUGGCGCCAAGCCCCGUCCAAACAUGAAUCUCCCACCUGGUAUGGUUGGGAUGGUGGCUUCCAACCCGUACAAUCAUCCACUUCAACAAGUAAGGAAGCGCGAUGUGCCUGAUCUUUCUCGUGAAGAGAGUCAAGAUUUCGGCAUGGAGUCUUUGGAAGCAGCCAGUGCAACGCCACCUGAGGAGCUUCAGCCCGUCUUGACGUCUCCAGCCAUGGACGACGACGAAGAGGAUCAGCAAAUGACAACCGAGACGUCCGGUAAUGGUAGCGAUUCUCAAGCGGUAGCAGCUCAAGGCACUUCUCUGGAUGAUCCUGCCCAGCAAGUGGCUGAACAGGUGUACGGUGAUGCUCCAGCAUCAAGCGAUCGCGCGACUGCCAACUCGAACGACUAUCCGACGACCUCAUCGAUUGGCUCACAGUCAAAUGGAACUUCUGGUUCUGGAGCUACACCUGCAUCUGCAAGUGGCACAUACAACUUGCAACGUGCAGUGACUGAUCCCUCGUAUGGCUCUGGCGCUAGUCCUGCAUACCCUAGUCCAGCGAGCUCGCCAACAGGUGCUAGCAAUGGCAAUGCACAAAAUGGAACAGCUUCGAGCGCAAAUGCAUAUCCAGCGCUGCACUCCAACGACGAUGACACCGAUUCGACGAUCGACAUAACCGCAGGCGGUGCAUAUGCCGGUAUCAACAGGAGCAGUCACAUCAAGCCAAAUGGCACCGUGAAUGGAACGCCGUAUGCGACAACUUCGACUGGCGGUGUGGCGUCUACCACAACAACGACGCCUACCGGUGUGAUGAGCUCAAUUGUCGCAAAUGGCACCACCAUCAAGAAGUCUGGCGGUGGGCAAGUUACCCUCCGCGGUAGUACGCUGGCCUUGUGCAUCUUGGCUGGACUGCUUUUCUUCUAG